This is a messenger RNA of Manis pentadactyla (Chinese pangolin), 1023 nucleotides long. RefSeq lists its product as uncharacterized. The coding region runs from base 1 to 1008 and encodes 335 amino acids. The record is from RefSeq and is a predicted model, not a curated record. The transcript has 3 exons. NCBI's taxonomy places the organism in Eukaryota, Metazoa, Chordata, Mammalia, Pholidota, Manidae.
AUGGAGGUAGCCAUUGGGCGCGCGCGCAGAAAGCCUACCUCCGGCGGCUGCGUAGUAGCUGCAGGAGCCGCAGCCGCCACAUUGACGUCAGUAGGUUCGCAGCGCCGCGAGGAGGAGGUGCUCCCGUGGCUCAUUCCGUGCUCCGGUCCGCCGUCCGUGUUCGGGCGCCUCCGGCCAGCCAUCCGUGCCAUCCGCGCAGCAAACCCGGCGGAGCCCAGAUGGUGGACCCGCGCUGUGCUCAGCUGCGCCUUCCUCCCGGCGCGGAUGCCCCGGCGGCACCGACCUCGCCUCCCGCCUCGGAUCGCCGUCUCGCGCCGGCUGGGCCCUGGCGCCGCACUCGGCCCUUCGCGGCUCUCUCUCGCCGGGCGGAGGGCGGCGAUCGGCCAGGACUUGGAGCCGCUGCCCCGGCCGGACCUGCGCUCGUCCAGCUCUGCCGCCUCCAGCCUCCCACCGUCGGACCUGCUGCGGAGCGUCCAGAGCGGGCCCCGCUUCAAGGGUGAAGGCGACAGGGACGGCUCUGCGGGCCGGAAGGGUGAGGUGGCUCGCCUUUGUCCAGCGGGCCACGAGCAGAGGGUAGGACACAGCACGAAGGCGGCCAGGUUGGCAGGGGCUACGUACAGGCCCUUGAGGAGGCAGCGGCAGCCCGGGGAGAUGCCGAAGUCGGCCGACGGAGGAGGUGCCAGAGCAGCUGCCCCAGCAGAGGCUCAGGAUGAGCAGCGGGAGGAGGAGGAGCAGCAAACAGACUGGGGUCCUGGGGCGCCAGGGGCCGCCUGCCCGAAGGGGAAGCAGCUCUCCUCCACAUGCAGCCAGGACACCAGCAGGGCCGCGGGCCCGAUGACAGCAGCUACAGGGCCACACACGGGUGAUCAGAAGAGGCAGGUUAUCCCGGGUUCCCCCCAUUAUCCUGCUUCCACCCCGUCCCCACUGCCCUCUGGGCUCCGGGCCCUGUGCGGAGGGUCCUGUCCAUCACCAGCACCCGGGGGGUCCCUGUCACGGGAAGGCUCCUGAGCGUCACCUACUCAC